UUCAGUAUCCUUCGCGUCGCUCCCGGUCCUGGGUACACAACUUAUUUCAACAAUAUUUUGUAUUUUGUAUUUAUUUAAUUUAAACUUAACGUAAGCCUGUCGGUUAUACCAUUUUUCAGGUCAAGGAAACAACAAUUGAUAUUGCAACUUUUAAAAAAUAACAAUUACCUAGGUAUUAUAUUUCGGAUAAAUCGAAUUUUCCUGCUGAACUUUCCUCUCGCGUCGAGAAUGUACAUUUGUCGGGUCUGCCUGGCGCAGGACCGCCCGCUUUACGUGCCACUGUUUUCCCUUCAAGGCGAACGAUCGGUGGCCAAAACGAUAAUGCUCUGCACCGGUCUUAAGCUGAAGCGGAACGACGGUCUAACGCAAUACGCCUGCGGUCAAUGUGUUGAUGAGUUCGUAAGAUUCUUCAAACUGAAGGAACUGUGUCUGGAAUCGGAUGCGUUUUUGAGGGCACACAUCCCGCCGAGUGAAGCUGGCGAAGAUUUCGAUGAGGCUUCAAAUGAUUUCGGUUCAGAUGUUGAUAUUUCGAGGGAUGGUCACAUUGAAACUCUGGACGAACCCUUACAAUCUACCAUUGUUAUCGAGGAAAUUAGGAUAACCGAAGCGGGUGGUGAACCCCGAGUUAUAACUGAAGAAUGGGUCGUAGAGGUGGACGAUGCGAAGCAUAAUCUCGAAGUGUUGGAAGAUCCUCCCAGCAACAACGAUAGAAUUGAAUCACCUGAGCUCAAAUCCAAACCCAAAGCAUCGUCCAGAAAGCGAAAAACUCGCCGGAAAAGUAAACCCGUGGUCUCCUCGGCAGAUCCUUCGAAGUACAUUUGCUGCAGUUGCCCUUCGGAAGCCUUCGAUAGCCAAGAGAAGCUGGACAUCCACCGGGCGGACCAGCACGAAAAGUAUCGCGUCAAGACUAGCACCAUCCGGCCGUUCGAGUGUGACGUCUGCUAUCAACGUUUCCUCACCGAGAAGCACCUCACCCAGCACAAGAAUCGACCUUACCGGAAGCGACGUUUUGUGUGCACUUCCUGUGGGGCCGCCUUCCUGGCCAGUAGCACCCUCAAGAAGCACGAAGAAACCUGCACCACCACGGUCUGCAAUUACGAGUGCAACGAGUGCGGCAAGCACUUCCUUCAGUCCGGUUCCCUGCGGAAUCACAUGAAGCUGCACACGUCGGAUAAAACCCAUUCCUGUCCGAUUUGUGGGAAAACUUUCAUGAAGCGAUUCGAAGUCCCAAUCCAUCUGGUCACGCACACGACGGAGCAACCGUUCGUGUGCGACAAGUGUCCGGCCAGGUUUAAGCGGAUGCAGGCCCUGCGGAACCACCAGCGCCAUCACAGCAAUCCCAAUCCGUACAAGUGCGACCAGUGUGAGGAGUGGUUCAACAGUUUUAGCGCCCGGAAGUUCCACCGGCAGAAGGUUCACGAGGGCAUUGAGCCCUUUCGGUGUGAGAAGUGUGGGGCGUCAUAUGGGCGGCAGAGCCGGUUGACGCAUCAUAUGCGGAAGGCGCAUCCUGAUGGGGCGGGGAAGUAAGCGGGGGGUUGGGUAAUUGUAAAUAGUUAAUACAUAA
Messenger RNA from Aedes aegypti (yellow fever mosquito), 1564 nucleotides. Its product is annotated as zinc finger protein 70. The transcript is spliced from 2 exons. The coding region runs from base 229 to 1527 and encodes 432 amino acids. Lineage: Eukaryota; Metazoa; Arthropoda; Insecta; Diptera; Culicidae. Gene Ontology annotation, biological process: regulation of transcription by RNA polymerase II. The record is from RefSeq and is a predicted model, not a curated record. Gene Ontology annotation, cellular component: nucleus. Gene Ontology annotation, molecular function: RNA polymerase II cis-regulatory region sequence-specific DNA binding; DNA-binding transcription factor activity; zinc ion binding.